Messenger RNA from Penaeus indicus, 615 nucleotides. Its product is annotated as arginine/serine-rich coiled-coil protein 2-like. The coding region runs from base 1 to 615 and encodes 204 amino acids. The record is from RefSeq and is a predicted model, not a curated record. Lineage: Eukaryota; Metazoa; Arthropoda; Malacostraca; Decapoda; Penaeidae. The transcript is spliced from 3 exons.
AUGUUGGGCCGGAAGGAGCAUACAGAUGCCGGGCUGAAAGGAGCUCGAGUGCCACGCUGGCCGGCUGAGAUAAUGCCACGGGAGGUUGUAAAACGCGAGGCAGGUCCGGGCAAGUAUCAGGCUAAAAUUAAUUCCUUUGCACAAAUGCGUGAAAGUGUUUCUAUGAACAUGAGGCAGAAACAAGCAAGCGUAGGAGCAGAAGCAGAAACACAAAAGCAAAAACAGAAACACAAGCAGAUAUCUAGAAGCAAGCAGAAACAGAAACACAAUAAAAGCAGAUCUAGAAGCAAGCAGAAACAGAAACACAAGCAGAAACAGAAACACAAGCAGAAGCAGAAUCACAAUAGAAGUUGGCGCAGAAGCAGGAACACAAGCAGGAACACAAGCAGAAAGAGGAGCAGAAGCAGAAACACAAUGAAAGCAGAAGUAGGAGCAAACAGAAACAGAAACACCAGUAGAAGCAGAAGCAAAUACAGACGCAGACGUAGAAGCAGAAGCAAAUACAGACGCAGACGUAGAAGCAGAAGCAAAUACAGACGCAGACGUAGAAGCAAAAGCAUGAGCAAAAGCAGAAGCAGGAGCAGGAGCAGAAGCAGAAGUGAAAUCAGUCGCUGA